Molecule: messenger RNA, 1320 nt
Organism: Amorphotheca resinae ATCC 22711
Lineage: Eukaryota; Fungi; Ascomycota; Leotiomycetes; Helotiales; Amorphothecaceae
Exons: 3
Coding region: 1-1320 (439 amino acids)
Source: RefSeq, a predicted model, not a curated record
AUGGCAAAGAGUACUAGAAAGAAUACUAAAAACAUCAAUGCAGACAAGACGACCGCCCAGAUCCGUAAUGUGGCUACAGAGAUCAACAAAACAAGUGGUCUCCUCAAUCUACCCAUGGAAGUAAAGCAGAGAAUCUACGGCUAUGCCGUUACACACUCCGAUCCCAUCAUGCCAUCACAGAUAAAACCUCGAUCUAAUAAGUUUUACUGGUCACAACUCCAGAGCGAUAGCGGCAGCCAAUGCCUUGUACCGCUUGCUGUGGUUGAAUUAUCGAGAACUUGUCACCAAAUCUACGAUGAGGUCGUCACGUCUCAUAUAUUUUAUAAGAGCAACGUUUUUAGUUUCAGAUAUCCCGAGCACGUCAUUACAUACCUCGUUGCGAUAACUCCAAGCCGUCUCUCAGCGAUCCGAUCGAUCCAAUGCGUCUUGCCAUUUGGUACCACUCGGUUUCACGAUGGAGGACCAGAUGUGGUUCGGGCGUUCACACUUCUCAACGCUUGCAAAGGUCUCCAAGACCUCCAGCUUGAUAUCUUUCCCGAGACAAUCUCCAACAAGCCAUCAGAUUUCCAAAAGAUGGCGGGUUAUAAGGAGCUCCUGGAAGCCGCUCGAGGCUUACGAAGCAUCUCCCUUACUCUCCCACCUAACCUUGUGGAUCAAAAACCCUGGAAAGACGCCAUAUUGCCUGUCCUCCAAGAAGAGUCGAGGCUGGAAAGAAACUUACCUUCAGUGAAGUCGCUCAGGGAUGCACAACGAACUGCGAAACUAGACAUCAUCGGCGAAGGUAGACUCGGUGAGGAUAGGCAGCCAGGCAUAGUUGCUACUCGCACGCGUCAACAGAAACGCAAUUUCGAAAUGGUGGAUCCUGAUGGGAUACUCCCUCCGAGAGUUGUACCCAAAUAUUCGCUCAGUGGAGAUCUAGCUUGGCAUAUCUUUCAGAUAUCUUCUUCAAGACAGAGCGAGGAGAGCAUCUACGGAGUCCAAUUUCUAGUCAAGUCUGCACCGACGUACAAUGAUCCUGGACAAGAGUGUUGGGAGGACGUUUCGGCCUUGGAUACUUGUGUGGCGCGAGGAUUAGUCUUGGAAUUUUAUCGCAAAAAUCCAGAAGCCGAUGGCGCGAGGCACGUCUUGCAUAUUUGGAAGCUUGACGUCCAUAAUGAGGAUGACAAGGAUAGGAGAAAGCUGAACAGCUUCACCAAAGCCCUUGAGACGCGCAUUAAACGACAAGACGAAAUCAAACAGCGGAUAGCUGAUGCCAUGGCUCGGGAGAAAACUAAAGCCAAGGGCAAGAAGGCAAAACGUGGUUCCGCUUCCAAUCACUAA